AUGAACCCAAUGCCAGAGAUGUCGAGCGACGGCGACGAGACGCGGCGUUAUGUUGGAAGGAUAAAGAGUGUGGGUGACAUGUAUGGGUUCAUCAAGUGCCUAGAGCUUUCAAGUGUCUAUUCCAGGGACAUUCAUGUCGUACAUGGCGACUACGCCGGAAAGUGGACCGUUGGCACACUUGUAAGUUUCACAGUGGCGGUCAACGAGAAAGGAAGACCGCAAGCAAGAAACGUGCAAGAUGAGCCAGAUGAUGGGAGCGUUCCAGAACCUCCUGCGCCCGAGGAGCCGAUUCACCGAAGCUCCUCCACGGACUUGGCAGUCUCUCCCACAAGCGAGCCGCCACGGAUUUCGCAGCCGCCGACCCCGAUGACCCCGAUCAUGCCUCCACAGCGGACUCGAGGGAAUUCUGCGAGUUGGGCCGACAUGGUAGAUGAUGAUGACAAUGAGGAGCCUGAUGAUGGGAAGCAGGAGGAGCAGGAGGAGGAGGAGGAGCGAUCGCAGUCGGGACUUCCGGAGUCUCCGGAGGUGUCGGAAGCACCCAGCCCUGUGCCUGCACACGGUUCCACGAAAAGCUUCACCGAGCUUGUGGAGGCUACGUUGACCCUCGCUGGGUGCUUCGGUGCUUUUGUGCUUGCGUUCAUCUGCCUGCAGGAGUUCAACUUGGACCGGAACCUGCAGGGAGCUGCUCUGUUGGCUGCGGUCGAAUCAGCGAUAGCGGACAACUAUCCGCAGACGGUGGAUGCGCCACCGUCACGUGCAGAGCACCUGGAAACACCUACGGCCACGCAAAUGAGGCAGCAGGGCAACAGGCGCGACGAGUGUUUUCUGGAUGAGAGGGCCCUGCAACUUGUUUGCCUGUGCUGCAGGUUCCUUUCCUUGCCAUUGGUGGCAAUAAGCUUUGGCUGCCGUGGCCCCGCCUGCUGUCAUGUCUGUCGUACGGCCUCGCAGAUGGUGCUACAAAGUCCUACGUAG
Messenger RNA from Symbiodinium natans, 972 nucleotides. NCBI's taxonomy places the organism in Eukaryota, Dinophyceae, Suessiales, Symbiodiniaceae. The record is from the annotation of a GenBank genome assembly.